AUGGACGCCACAACGACCCAGAAUCCAUCAUCCCUCUCCGAUGCACUGCCCUUCGAUGACCUUCAUAACGACAAGAUCGAUACAAGCUCUGAAUCUUUCAAGUUCAGCCAAGGUCUUGCGGGCGUCAAUCAGACCACGAACUACAUGUUCGUCAGAAUCCUCAUUAUAACUGCCCUGUUCCCGAUCCUGAUCGCUCUAUCCUUUCGUGUUUUUGUUGCGGCGCGAAACGAUCGCCGACGAAUCUCAGCGAUCGCUUCAUGUAAAGGUCAAGAACUUUGGGCAAAGGAUCGUUAUGUGUACUGGGGAGCACUCAAGCGGCACUUGUUUUAUGCGCCAGUCGGGCCUACGAAACGUCGGCAACAAGCGAAAGGCUCUACAGGUGGUACAACAUCAGCCUCUUUACCCACUCGCGUCCAUUUUUUGGUAAUUGUCGUCUAUAUCCUCAGUAACAUAGCGUAUUGCUUGGUCGUCUCCGUACGUCCACGUCCCCAGAUGGUGGCCGAGUUUCGCGGCCGGUGUGGAACUCUUGCGACAUUCAACCUUUUAUUGGCCGUUCUCCUUGCUCUUCGGAACAACCCUUUAAUAAACCUCCUUCAAGUCAGCUACGAUACUUUCAACCUUUUCCAUCGAUGGACGGCGCGACUUGUUGUAGUAGAGGCUACUGCUCAUGCCGCCGCUUUCCUGUACAACACAUAUCGGGCGACUCACAAUGGGAACAGUGGCUGGCAUAGCGUGAGCUGGCUUCUAAAACGAUCGCUGUCGUAUCAGUGCGGUCUUGCAGCUUUUUUUGCCUUCUUGUUUCUCAUUAUACGUUCCAUCGGCCCUAUCAGACGCUCUUUUUACGAGACAUUCCUCUCUUUACACCGCAUCGGCCUCGCAGUCGCGGUAUUCGGUGUUUACUUCCAUUUGGCAAAGCAUGCUCUGCCACAACUGCCCUGGGUCUACUUAGUCAUCAUUUUCCUAUCACUAGAGCCCUCGAUUCGCAUCCUUCGCAUACUACGUUACAAUUUUUCAUGGAAAGAGAAGAAGUGGACCCUUGUGGGCCUAGAAAGAUUACCGGGUGAGGCAACGCGUGUCACCUUUACACUUCCCCACUCGUGGAACGCCAACCCUGGAUCACACGUUCAGAUCUACAUGCCGAGAAUAGCACUAAUGGAGUCACACCCGUUCUCAGUGGCUUGGUCCCAAUCACCCGGAGACGCGAAUGCUUUGGCGGAAAAGGCACCCUUCAGCAUCGAUGACCUUGACUCAGAAGGCGGGCCUAGCACCGUUUCGUGUAUUAUUCGCUCACGCCAAGGAAUGACGAGUUCUCUUUACAAGCUGGCGGUAAAACACCAAGACGCUCGGGUGCACCUGUGGGGAGCGAUCGAGGGGCCAUAUGGUGGCUAUCAUUCGCUCGACUCGUAUGGCACUGUUGUCCUCUUUGCUGGCGGAGUAGGAAUCACACACCAGCUGUCUUUCGUCCGACAUUUACUGAACGCGCACAACAGCAACAUUGCCGCUACACAGAAGAUUUCCCUGGUCUGGUGCAUAACCAACCUCGAUGCGUUGGAAUGGGUGCGGUCAUGGCUCGAUGAGAUCGCCGCUACACAGCACUUUCGCGAAGUUGUGAGCAUACGGCUCUACGUUUCCAGGAUGGUCUCCUUCGAGCUUGGAGGUCGGUCUAUACCGGCGUACCUCGAUGUGAGACUGCACCGGUGUGAGGUACAGAGUGUACUGGAUGGAGAGGUACUUGCACAGAUUGGUGCUAUGGCGGUUUCCGUGUGUGGGCCAAGAGGCUUCAGUGACAGCGUUAGGGCAGCUGUCAGACGCAGGGUGAGCGUACGGAGCAUUGACCUUUUUGAGGAGGCGCUCUCGUACUGA
Alternaria burnsii is the source of this 1863-nucleotide messenger RNA. Its product is annotated as ferric reductase. The record is from RefSeq and is a predicted model, not a curated record. Gene Ontology annotation, cellular component: plasma membrane. Bases 1 to 1863 code for a protein of 620 amino acids. Lineage: Eukaryota; Fungi; Ascomycota; Dothideomycetes; Pleosporales; Pleosporaceae. Gene Ontology annotation, biological process: intracellular iron ion homeostasis; copper ion import; iron ion transport. The transcript has a single exon. Gene Ontology annotation, molecular function: ferric-chelate reductase activity.